Oppiella nova is the source of this 1253-nucleotide messenger RNA. Lineage: Eukaryota; Metazoa; Arthropoda; Arachnida; Sarcoptiformes; Oppiidae. The record is from the annotation of a GenBank genome assembly.
GCAAAACUCAACACAUUUUGCGAAAACCAAUCGAAACACAAGUUUUGUGUGAAAAACCAAAACUCAAAACAUUUCACACUUUUUGUCACAUUUUGUGCCCAUUUUUUGUGACCAACUGAUUGUCACACCAAUUGAUCCCAACUGUCAUCGCCACUACAAUGGCUAGAGUUACCAGAAGUGGCAAAAGUGCCGACAAUGCAGAGGUCGUGACGAAGGCAGCGCCGAAGACUGGGACCAAACGCCUGAAGAAGAAAGAGGUGACCAAAACAACUCCGAAGACAACAACUGUGGUUAAGGCUGACACAGAUGUGGAGGACGAACGCCAUGACAGCCCACACGUGACCCCAACCAAGACGUCCAAAAGGGGUCGAAAGCGCAAGAGUGGGGCCACCGAAGAAGAGCCCGAAAAGGCUGUCAAAAGGCGCGGCCGACCGCCCAACAAACCCAAGACAACGGCCGAGUCUACCAUCGGAUCCACUGUCACAUCAAAGACGUCGAAACCAUCAUCAGUGGUGACGACGAGUCAGCCGUCGGUCGGUCGCCGGAAGCGCGGCUCAAACCGUACGGACACGAAGUCAUUCACUCAACGAGAGAAGAAGGCGUUUUACGAAUGUCUUCAGUCAAAGGGCUUGAGUUGUCUCAAGAAUGAGGAGCUCCUACUCGAGGUCUUACCCAACCGUACGAUCACUGAAAUCAAUGCAUUCAUUGAUACCUACAGUCGUAAAGCACAGGAACUGAACCGCCGGAGCGAUGAGGCCAUGAAUGGCGGCUCGAACUCCACUUCAAACAAACAGCCGAUCGAGAAGUGGUUUGAAUUGAUCCAUCAGUCCAUUCCUAACGCCUCCAAAAAGGACGACAUAUCCGCCAUUUUGAUCGAUAUCUUCGGCGAUAUUAAAAUUGAGGACAAAGAGCCUAAAAGUGAGAUCAAAUCGGAAGUGAAUCCAGACUUGAUCCCAGAUUUCAAGCAAAUCUAUGGCUGUAUUAAAGACGCUUUGGAUGGCGAGUAUGCGCCGCCAUUGCGACCAAUGGACGCCUUCGUUAUGGUUAACCUCAUUGAAGAACUCAAAGACCUCCUCAGGAGUGACGACUAUAGCAAAGAGACGGAUUAUUUGGCAUCAGGCAAGUGGUGGUCCAACAAGAAGUCCGCCGAAGACAUGUUCAGCGAUAUAUUCACGCGACGACAGCAACAAAAUGCCGCCGAAAACGUCUACGCCCGACAUAUCCACUCACUCCUUAACCACUCACUCCUCUAA